AUGGAAUUCUCAGUGAUAACACGCGCUAAGGGACUGGUUGCGCCUUCGGAGCCGACGCCAUCGGGUAUUCUCGAGUUAUCGGUGGUGGACAGGCUGCCGGCGCUGCGGUGCAACGCCCGAACGCUUCAUGUGUUCCGACAUGGACCGGCGGCGGUGGAGGUGAUACGCGAAGCUUUGGGCAAAGCGUUGGUUCCUUACUAUCCUCUGGCGGGGAGGUUGCUUGUUUCUGAUGAGAAUGAGCUUCAGAUUGCUUGUACCGGAGAUGGGAUUUGGGUGGUGGAUGCAUUGGCUGAUUGUACCUUGGAUGAUGUUAAUUACUUGGACGACGCCAUGUCUAUUCCUUAUGAGAAGCUUCUGCCUCCUCCGCCGCCACUGACUGACGGCGUAGAUCCUCUGGUGCAAAUGCAGGUAACACAAUUUGGUUGCGACGGAUUCGUGAUGGGGCUGAUAUUCUGCCACAGCAUAUGCGACGGUCUCGGCGCCGCGCAGUUCCUCAAUGCCGUCGGAGAAAUGGCCCGAGGCGCUCCGGCGCUGACCACCCCGCCGGAGUGGCGCCGGGACUUCCUCCCGCCGUCGCCCUCCGUUCCCCUACCCAUGUCCUUCCCACUGCUUCCGGACCACCAGCUCGAGCCGGCCAUAAUUGAAGUAUCCACCGACGAGAUUGAGAAACUGAAGCGAGAAUUCCAGCAACGGAGCGGCAAGAAUUGCUCCACAUUCGAGUUGGUGGCGGCGGCGCUGUGGCGGCGGCGCACGGAGGUGAUCGCGCUGGACAAGGAUACGGAGGUGAAGCUGGUCUUCUUCGCCAACUGCCGGAAUCUGGUGGAACCACCGCUACCGGAGGGAUUCUACGGCAACUGCUUUUUUCCGGUGACCGUGACGGCGAAGAGCCGGGAGGUGGUGGCGAAGGAUGUGUUCGAGGUGGUGGAGUUGAUCAAGGAGGGGAAGGCGCGGCUGGCAGAGGAGUUUCGAAAGUGGACGGGAAAGGCGGAGGCGCGGACGGGGCCGGACCCGUUUGCGCCGCCGCUGGAGUACCGGACGCUGUUUAUAUCGGAGUGGGGGAGACUCGGGUUCAUGGAGGUGGACUACGGGUGGGGGAACCCGGUUCAUGUUGUUCCGGUUCAGGGGUCGAGCGUCAUUCCGGUCGGAAUUGUCUGCUCACAGCCGCGCCCGCGAACCGGGGCCCGGCUCAUGACGUGGUGCGUCAACAUAUCCCAUCUUCCGGCUUUGCUACAAAACUUCCAAACUUGAAAUUCUUUCUGAACAAAAUAAGAUAAGAAAGAGUGGAUGAAAUUUGAAAACAAUGUUCUUAAAAUAGAGUUCACAUGCCUGAGCUCGAAAAUAAAAUACUAUUCACUAUC
Molecule: messenger RNA, 1358 nt
Organism: Salvia splendens (bonfire salvia)
Lineage: Eukaryota; Viridiplantae; Streptophyta; Magnoliopsida; Lamiales; Lamiaceae
Product: acyl transferase 5
Exons: 2
Coding region: 1-1248 (415 amino acids)
Source: RefSeq, a predicted model, not a curated record